AUGUGUUGGAGCCUUGAAGUAUCAUUAGCAUUUGCCGGUGCACAUUUUCUUUCGGCAGUUUAUGUUGCAUGGCAUCGUCCACCUCAUAUGCGUUAUUUUCUAAACUUCAUUUUGUUUUAUUUGGCCAUGGAGUUAUUACAAGCACUUGAAUGGUACACAGGAGUUGAGCCGCAUUUGAAUCAAUCUUGUACGAAGACGAAUACUGUUUUAACUGUGAUUGCGUAUUUACUCAUUUGGUUGCAACCGGUUCUAUUUGCGUCGUUUGCAACUAAACACGAUAGUCGAUUUGUGUGGUAUUACUCUUUGUAUACUCUUGCAGUGGCUUCGUUCAAUCUUCUUCUUGGUUUUUGUGAGAAGGCCGGUGGACUGGAAUUGAUGUCUCAAAGCGAAAAGACGAAUUACGGUCAGCAAACGUGCACUUAUCGUGGCGAAGGCAAUCACUUAGUAUGGAAAUUUGCAGUACCGUCGUUUAAUUAUCAACCGACGCACUAUGUUUAUUUUUCGAUCAUUUUAUUAACAUUCAUUUUUCAUUAUGAUCGAAUUCUUCAAUUAACUAUUGGAAUCGGAUGGUUAACAACGUUUUUCGUCAGUCUGUUCUCCACUGGCACUGUCAACGCUGAAUUAACUUCAUACUGGUGUUUAUUAAGCAUUUUUGCUGAUAUUCCCAUUUUGAUCUAUACAACAUUACAUGCCAGAAAAAAAACUAAGGAAAUGUAG
Molecule: messenger RNA, 717 nt
Organism: Adineta ricciae
Lineage: Eukaryota; Metazoa; Rotifera; Eurotatoria; Adinetida; Adinetidae
Source: the annotation of a GenBank genome assembly